Messenger RNA from Cucurbita moschata (crookneck pumpkin), 2331 nucleotides. Its product is annotated as probable ethylene response sensor 1. Bases 161 to 2071 code for a protein of 636 amino acids. Gene Ontology annotation, biological process: signal transduction; phosphorylation. Lineage: Eukaryota; Viridiplantae; Streptophyta; Magnoliopsida; Cucurbitales; Cucurbitaceae. Gene Ontology annotation, cellular component: endoplasmic reticulum. Gene Ontology annotation, molecular function: protein binding; ethylene receptor activity; ethylene binding. The record is from RefSeq and is a predicted model, not a curated record. The transcript has 6 exons.
GCCACUCGCCUUCCUUUCCCUCUUUCUUUUUUUUUGCCGUUCAGUUCCCUCUGAGCUCUGAGCAUUUCUCCAUUAACUCUCUGCUUCUUCUUCUUCUUCUUCACAUGGAAGCUUAGCCUUCUUCAAGUUCAUCCUUCUUAAACUUGAUAUGUACUGAGUGAUGGAGUCCUGUGAUUGCAUUGAUACCCAAUGGCCUCCUGAUGAACUUUUAGUGAAAUAUCAGUACAUAUCAGAUGUACUAAUUGCGCUUGCUUAUUUCUCCAUCCCAUUGGAGCUGAUAUAUUUUGUGCAGAAGUCAGCAUUCUUUCCUUAUAGAUGGGUGCUUAUGCAAUUUGGUGCUUUUAUUGUUCUGUGUGGGGCAACACAUUUCAUAAACCUUUGGACAUUCUCCAUGCACUCGAAGGCUGUUGCUGUGGUGAUGACUCUUGCAAAAGUUGCCUGUGCUAUUGUUUCAUGCGCAACUGCGUUAAUGCUUGUUCAUAUUAUUCCUGAUCUUUUGAGUGUCAAAACUCGAGAGUUGAUUCUUAAGAACAAGGCUGAAGAACUUGACAGGGAGAUGGGUCUUAUUCUCACUCAGGAAGAAACUGGAAGGCAUGUUAGAAUGUUAACUCAUGAAAUAAGAAGCACGCUCGACCGGGAUACCAUAUUAAAAACGACACUCGUUGAGUUGGGGAAGACGUUAGGACUUGAGGAAUGUGCUCUAUGGAUGCCAUCACGGAAUGGACUUAGUUUACAACUUUCACAUGCUUUGAACUACCAGAUACCAGUGGGAGCUAAUAUUCCUAUAAAUCUUCCUGUUGUCAAUGAUGUUUUCAAUAGUAAUCGAGCCAUACGUGUUCCGUACACUUGUCAAUUGGCUAAGAUGAGACCUCCUGCUGGAGGAAGAUAUUUGGCACCAGAAGUUGUUGCUGUGCGAGUUCCUCUCUUGAAUCUUUCAAAUUUCCAAAUGAACAAUUGGCCUGAUGGCUCUUCCAGAAGCUAUGCAAUUAUGGUUCUAAUCCUUCCUACUGAUAGCGUUAGGAAAUGGCGGGAUCAUGAGUUGGAGCUUGUCGAUGUAGUCGCAGACCAGGUAGCUGUUGCUCUUUCUCAUGCUGCACUUCUUGAAGAGUCUAUGCUUGCGCGUGAUCAGCUCGUGGACCAAAAUGUGGCUUUGGAUUUAGCUCGAAGAGAGGCGGAGACAGCGAUUCACGCUCGUAACGACUUUCUGGCUGUCAUGAAUCAUGAAAUGAGGACGCCAAUGCACGCAAUAAUUGCUCUAUCAUCCCUGCUCUUAGAGACCGAGCUGACUCCAGAGCAAAGAGCGAUGAUAGAGACAAUACUCAAGAGUAGCAAUCUUCUAGCCACUCUGAUUAAUGAUGUCUUGGAUCUUUCUAGACUUGAAGAUGGCAGCUUGGUAUUGGACUUGGGAUCAUUCAAUCUCCAUGCAGUUUUCAAAGAGGCUAUGGAUCUGAUAAAGCCCAUCGCUUCGGUUAAGAAGCUGUCCAUGGCGUUGAUUCUGGCAUCAGAUCUUCCCAUCUGUGCCGUUGGCGACGAGAAGCGGCUUAUGCAAAUCAUCUUGAACGUCGUUGGAAAUGGUGUGAAGUUUACUAAGGAAGGUCAUGUUUCUAUCAUAGCAUCUGUUGCAAAACUGGACUCUCUAAGAGAUUGGCGCCCUCCUGAAUUCUAUCCCAUGCAAUCCGAUGGCCACUUUUACCUGCGAGUUCAGGUUAAAGAUUCAGGAUGUGGUGUUCUUCCCCAAGACAUUCCUCAUCUGUUUACCAAAUUCACUCAGUCACAAACACGAUCUAACCGAGCAAAUAGUAGUGCGGGACUCGGGUUAGCCCUUUGUAAACGGUUUGUAAAUCUCAUGGGAGGUCACAUUUGGAUGGAGAGCGAAGGCCCUGAAAAAGGGACAACGGCUGUGUUCAUUGUGAAACUUGGGAUCUGCAAUGCUAACCCAAAUGACUUAUCAGUCAAGCAAGUUACACCCGUUGUAAACCACAGAAGUGCAGAUCUCCAUGGACACAGACCAAUCUUCAGAGAAACUGAUCAAGUUGCCUUCUCCGGUUCGCGGUACCAAAGAAGUCUUUAAACUCGAUCCGUUCGGAGUUCCUAAUCUCUUUCAGGAUUUUUCGCAGGGAUACGUUGAAGCUGAAAGAAAUACAUCUCGAUCGUCGCUGCGCCUUUGCUUCUCGAGCAAUGUUACCAGUUAUUAAUCAGAGAAAACACAAGGAUGCCAAAUGGGCAGCCAUCAUAUAGUGUAAGAUAUCUAUCCCGUAACUCUUGAUGAUCAAAGAUGAACAUUUUGUGGUGUUUUGGAUUUUAGUAUACAAAUUUUAGUUCCUUAAAUAA